This is a messenger RNA of Etheostoma spectabile (orangethroat darter), 2430 nucleotides long. Its product is annotated as carnitine O-acetyltransferase. The transcript is spliced from 14 exons. Gene Ontology annotation, molecular function: carnitine O-acetyltransferase activity. The record is from RefSeq and is a predicted model, not a curated record. Gene Ontology annotation, biological process: carnitine metabolic process, CoA-linked. The coding region runs from base 195 to 2081 and encodes 628 amino acids. Lineage: Eukaryota; Metazoa; Chordata; Actinopteri; Perciformes; Percidae. Gene Ontology annotation, cellular component: peroxisome.
CAAUGAAUGUACCAAACUCCACUUGGAUAAGCAGGAGUUUUAACGGAGAGCUCGCAGCUUGUCUUUGCUCGGUGGAAGGGGGGCGGAUAGCUGAGAGAGAAUGCACGGUGCUUGUCCUUGAGACAUGACUGCCCGAAGGUUUCCCAUAUAUAUUCCCGGGACGUCCAAAGACUUCAACGUGGCUGUUUAAAAAGAUGUUGGGUGUUUUUGUCAAAGCCGUGCUGCGGCCUGGCCUGGUGAAGCCAUGCCGCCUGGUCAGAUCAGUAAUACAGAUCCCAGAGAGGACCCUGGUCCACCAGGAGGGUUUACCUAAGCUGCCUGUGCCACCCUUGAAGCAGACGUUUGAGCAAUACCUGGCUGCUCUGGAGCCCAUCGUCAGCGAGGAGGAGCUGGAACACACCCGGCAGCUGGUGCAGGAGUUCCUCAAUGGUGGUGUUGGGGAAAGGCUGCAGAAAGGCCUGGAGCGACGGGCACGCAAGACAGACAACUGGCUGUCAGAAUGGUGGAUGCAGUCAGCCUAUCUAGACUGCCGUAUGCCCUUGGCGGUGUACACCAGCCCAGGGGUGGUCCUGCCUCGCAUGCACUUCCACGAUCGUCAAGGACAGAUGAGGUUUGCUGCCAAACUGAUUGCAGGAGUAUUGGCCUUUAAAAAAAUGAUUGACACGGAUACACUGCCCAUAGAGUAUCUGAGUGAGAAGCCGCUGUGCAUGGACCAGUAUUACCAGAUCCUGUCCUCCUGUCGUAUCCCUGGUCCAAAGAGAGAUACUGUUGUGAAUCACAGCCUCGGGAAAAUACCUAUCACUCAUAUCACUGUGGUCCACAACUUCCAGUUCUUUGUCUUGGAUGUGUACCACAGCGAUGGCACCCCGCUGACAGAAGACCAGAUUUACAUGCAGUUGGAGAAGAUCUGGAACUCAUCCUUGCAGACUAACAAGGAGCCUAUUGGCAUCCUCACAUCACAGCACCGCAACACCUGGGGGAAAGCCUAUAACAACCUCAUCAAGGAUAAGACAAAUAAGGAGUCAGUCCGUGCCAUCCAGAAAAGUAUCUUCACAGUGUGUCUGGACGCCCCGAUGCCACGGGUGUCAGACGAGCUGUACCCGAGCCGCGUGGCUGCCCAGAUGCUGCAUGGAGGAGGAGCUCGCUGGAACAGCGGCAACCGCUGGUUUGACAAGACAAUACAGUUCAUCGUUGGUGAAGACGGUACAUGUGGACUAGUUUAUGAACAUGCACCUGCCGAGGGUCCACCCAUUGUGUUUCUCAUUGAUUUCGUUGUUAAAUACAUGCGGCGAACUGAAAUAGUUCGCUCUCCCAUGUUUCCCCUGCCCAUGCCUCUGAAACUGCGCUUUAACAUUACACCUGAGAUCAAGAGAGACAUUGAGAGAGCCAAACAAAAUAUGAACAUGAUGGUGCAUGACUUAGAUGUGAAGGUGCUUAUGUUUUCUCAUUUUGGAAAAAAUGUGCCAAAGAAACAUAAGCUGAGUCCAGAUGCCUUCGUCCAAAUGGCUUUGCAACUGGCCUACUUCAGGAUGUAUAAUAUGUGCUGCGCAACCUCCGAGAGCGCAUCGUUACGAAUGUUCAAAUAUGGGCGAACAGAUGCAAUCCGUGCAACUACUAUGGACUCGUUCAAAUUCGUCCAGGCAAUGCAAGACCCAGCUAAACAGAACGUAGAGAGGCUGGCGCUGCUGCGGGGGGCCAUUCAGACACAUAAGGAGCACACGUACAACGCAAUCUAUGGACAAGCCAUAGACAGACACCUCCUCGGGCUAAGGUUGCUGAGUAUUGAAGAGUUGACCUCCAUGCCUGAGAUAUUCAUGGAUACCUCUUUUGCUGUGGCUCAUCAUUAUAAUCUCUCCACCAGCCAGGUUGGCUCCAAGACAGACUGUGUGAUGUGCUUUGGUCCAAUGGUGCCAGAUGGCUACGGAGUGUGUUACAAUCCCAUGGAUGAGCACAUCAACAUCGCCAUCACGGCCUUCAACAGCUGUGAGGAGACGCACGCUGCCAAGUUUGCCCAGGCUGUAGAGGAUGCUCUGUUGGACAUGAGAGCUCUCCUGGAAGACACAGCUACAGCCAAGCAGUGAUCCCACACAGGAGCCCGCCGUGGCGUUCGGGUCCCACUGGGCUGUACAGGAGCUGCAACUGAACCGGUGCCGGAGUCGCUGGCAGAAUGCCACGCUGACAGAGACACACAAUGUACUGAGUGUGCUGGAGCUGAGGAGAAACCCGUUAACAAAGCUUUGUGGGAAGUGCAAUGUGUGAGAUUCUUUAUGAUGUAAAGUCUAUAUUUAAUAUAUUGUGCUAAAUAUAAACUUUAAAAUAACAUAAUUUGCUAAUUGGUAUAGCAUAAAUGUUUAUUUAUACUAUACAUGUCCCUGGUGCAGUCUUCAGAAUGAUACUGUCCUCGCUUGAUGCUUAAAGAUUUUGAAUGCU